Hevea brasiliensis (rubber tree) is the source of this 840-nucleotide messenger RNA. Its product is annotated as E3 ubiquitin-protein ligase MPSR1. Gene Ontology annotation, cellular component: cytoplasm. The transcript has a single exon. The coding region runs from base 101 to 688 and encodes 195 amino acids. Gene Ontology annotation, biological process: protein ubiquitination. NCBI's taxonomy places the organism in Eukaryota, Viridiplantae, Streptophyta, Magnoliopsida, Malpighiales, Euphorbiaceae. Gene Ontology annotation, molecular function: ubiquitin protein ligase activity. The record is from RefSeq and is a predicted model, not a curated record.
GAUUGCCUCAGCAAAUUCCAAGGCCCGCCGACUCUGUCCUAUUAUAUAAACUCUCUGUCUCCUCCACAAGAAAAAACUUCUUCUCGAUCAAGCUUUAGCCAUGGAUAGUAGCGAAUCAAGCAUAGGCGAAAUCUUUGCCAGAGUGGACCAUCUGCCGUUGUUAAUCAUCGGUCUACAAGCGGCUGAGCAACGACAACCGCCUUCACAAACAAACCAAGAAGUCGUUGUCCUUAACGCCGCCACCCAAUCCCUUUCCUUCAUCCAUGUUCCUGCCGCCGCCGUCUCCGACAAAUCUGGACCUUUGCCUGCAUCGAAGGCGUCCAUUGAUGCCAUGCCCAGAAUAACAGUAACGGAGGAUUGCGUCAAGGACUGCGCUAUUUGUUUAGACGAGAUGAGCGUGGGCGGCGAGAUUCGAGAGAUGCCGUGUAAACAUGGGUUUCACUCGGGUUGUAUUGAGAAGUGGCUAGGGUUACAUCGGUCGUGCCCCGUUUGUCGGUUCAUGAUGCCUACGGAAGAUGAUGGUACUGAGGAUGAUGGUGACGGUGGAAGUGAAGACGGGCGGCGCCAGAGGAGGAGGAUUAUUUCUUACAAUAUCGUCAUUGUGGCUGAUAGGUCGGUGUCAUUGGAUUCGGAUCAGAGUUUGGAUUCUGGGUCGGAAAAUUCCGAUUCUAGUGAUGGACGCAGUUGACUGCUGGUUGACUAGGCAAAAUUAGAGGGUUUUUUGUUAAAGUAAAUUCUUUUUUUUUUUUUUAAUAUGCGUUCAUUCAUGAUUGAUUUUAUUAAAUGCAAUGCAACAAAGCAAUUAGGAAUUUAAUAGAAUUUUUCUUUUAUUCAAAUUUA